This is a messenger RNA of Fusarium venenatum, 1833 nucleotides long. The record is from RefSeq and is a predicted model, not a curated record. Lineage: Eukaryota; Fungi; Ascomycota; Sordariomycetes; Hypocreales; Nectriaceae.
AUGACCUCUAUCAAUAUUGAAGGAGGAAGAACGGGAUUGGUGGCACAAAGUGUCACCGCCGGUACCUUGAACUUUAGUCUUGGAGCUGAGCAUGCGUCCCACGCGUAUGAUCGACAGGCGUGCGAUGAAUGGAUCCGCAAUUCAGGACUUGUUGAUGUUGACGGUAUUCUGGAAUCCAUCAAAGCCUCCAAGCGGCGAGUUCCAGGGACCUGCCAAUGGAUCAAACAGCGAGACGAGUAUCACAACUGGCUAUACGGAAAUGAACAAAAUCGUCUUUGGAUAUCCGCAGACCCAGGAGCUGGUAAAACAACCAUAUUAACCACAAUUAUCGACGAUCUGCAACAAAGUUCGGAUAAGGACUGUCCGCUCAUCGUUCUGUUCUUUUUCUUUGACGAUAGGGCGGACAACCAAUCAUCCGCUACGACUGCUAUCCUUUCCUUAAUUGCACAGCUAUUAAAGCAGCAGCCGCAGUUGUUUGAUCACGUCCGGCAUGUGUCAAGAACUGACCUCAAACAGCUAUCCAGCCUAUGGGGAUGCCUGAGGAAGAUGACAGAGGGUUUGACCCAAACGGCCUACAUCUUGCUCGAUGCUUUGGAUGAAUGCCUACCUUCUCAAGUCUCCGAUCUCCUCAACCAUUUGAGUGAUGAGGCAAGUCCGCUAAAAGCCAAAAUCCUCGUGAACUGCAGAUCCGAAGUCACAAAGCCCCAGUCCUACCUUGGCCUUCAUAUACAUUUAGACGAUAUCAAAGAUGAUAUCGUGAAGGUCAUUGAUGCCCGUAUAGAGGAACUUGCCAAUUAUCCCUUGGAGCUUCGUGAACAGAUUAAGAGGAGGCUUUACUAUGCGACAGGCCGCACCUUUUUAUGGGUAUCACUCCUCAUUGAGUACCUAAAAACAGAAACGCCUGAUCAGUUUCUCAGCCGCGUAGGGUCCAACUACGUAACUGAGGAGAGCCUCCACAAGGUGAUGCCCGCUAAGCUAAGCGAGGUAUACGAUAGAAUACUAAACAAGAUCACCUCGGCGCACGGUAACAGGCGCGUGAGGUUUAUCCUCUAUUGCGUCAUUGCUGCUCGUAGGCCACUGACAGAGAGGGAACUGGCAAUGUCUUAUUGCCUGGGGUGGAAGAUGAAACAAUGCGAUAGGAUCCCGGAUACAAUGUACUUGGAUUGUCGAAAGUACAUUUGGACUUUGUGCAAGCCUAUACUUUUUCUUGAUGAUAAGACAGACGCUGUCAAUCUGACACACCAAACAGCCAAGGAAUACUUGAUGAAGAGCUGUCUGAUUAGAGACUGGUCGAUAUCAGAUUUCCGUCAGCUAGACCUAUUGUCCGCUCCUUGGAUCUACGACUUCAGAAAGAUUCUGCGAAUGCACCUGGACAAGGUUUCGCUCCAGCUCUUCCCUCUCAGCAUCGUCAUUGCCUUUUUCAGGACAAUUCUUAUGUAUCUUGGUGUCUUCAUGGCAUAUUCCGAGACUAAUUUGGAUGAAGCCAAUCGUCUGAUGUUUCGAAUCUGCUGGAGAUAUCUUGAGAUGAGGAAGCUACAAGGCGACCAGGAAACUGUAAAUGUUGAACUCGGGAAAGAUUCGACCGAUGUGAGCUAUAACAAUCAGUGCUAUGAAUAUGCUUCCAAAGAGUGGUAUCAGCAUUUCCUGGUGUUGAGCCAGACUUCAACCAAUCUUUUGAUUCGAUCACGAGCUGAUAUUCAAUCAUUACGCCAGGAACUGGUACGUGCUGUUGCUGCCUCUGACGGGAUAGCCGGCGUGUUACCUGGCAUUCUUCUGCCGUCUGUAAUUCCGUUCGAAAUCAGAAUAGGUCAGAUAAAAGAUAUCGAUACAUAA